Messenger RNA from Penicillium argentinense, 756 nucleotides. Its product is annotated as Ribonuclease H-like protein. The record is from RefSeq and is a predicted model, not a curated record. Bases 1 to 756 code for a protein of 251 amino acids. The transcript is spliced from 2 exons. Lineage: Eukaryota; Fungi; Ascomycota; Eurotiomycetes; Eurotiales; Aspergillaceae.
AUGGGCUUUACGAUGAGCGGUAUACAAGCAGGGUCUGCGGCCGCACAUGUGGGAGUGCCAGGUAACGAGGCAGCCGACCAAGCAGCGAAAGAGGCCACCGGAAUCAAUCCAAGCACGGGAGCGAACACCGAGCGGCCGCCAGAAGCAGACUCUCUACGAACACUCACGGCAACCACCAAGUCCAUCAUCCGUCGAGCGAUGAGAGGCGAGUGGGACACGGCCUGGGAGAAUGCCAGGCACGGUAGAGAACUCUUUAGACUCGGGGUGAGGCCAGGAAAGGCGAUACUCGACACGCACACUGGCACACACAGAGCGAUCAGCUCCGCCAUCACACAGAUGCACACGGACAAGAUCGGCCUACGUGCGUACCUCCACGCCAUCAACAAGGCAGACUCCGACCAAUGCGAAUGUGGCCACGGGCCGCAAACCGUACGGCACGUCCUGCUCGAGUGCCGAAACUGGGCGGACGAACGACAUCGAAUGUGGGCAGGCAGGGCUCCAUGCAUCGACAUCAAACGCAUUCUCUGUAGCCCGUCAAAUGGCAGUACAAGCAGCAAAGAUGAUCUUGAGGACUGGACUGCUGGGACAAUUCCGAGCAGUACCAUCCACAGUACUAAAGUACACAUAGCGAAGACGAGUGAUUUUUGGUAUAUAGAAGGAGAGGAGGGCCAGGAAAGGCCUGACAAGUACAUAGACACAGAACAAUCAUUAGCUUUUGAGUGGGGGACGACCGGCCGGAGCGGAAGAAGGAAGUAG